AUGGCCAGAACUUCCCCAACCUUCAAUCUCACGUCGCACGUUCAUCUCGGCCGGUACUACAACUUCACUGGUCAUCUUAAGCAGUGCGGACGAAAGGAAAGGAAUCACGUCAAGUGCGAUGAAGGUGGCGAAUUUUGGCUUGAAUGCAGCAUCAACUUCAAAAUGGAUAGGAUCAAUUCAGAAGCCAUCUACAGAAAUAUGUGGGGGUUGCUCAGCAUUGGAGGUCCAUGGGAAGGACUCAUACAUGCCAUGCGCAGCACUGGCCCACACCCACAAGUUGGGGCAAUGGCAUUACCACCCAGUGCUGCUCUAUAUGCUUCUACUCCAACAACACGUCAUGAUCGAAACCAGGAUGUUUUGAAUGUUUGCCUACUUGAUGGAAAGGAGCUGAUGACGAAAGAACAGAUUAACGCAUUCGAUGAUCUGCAAACUGAUCUGAUUGGCCCAGAGGAAGAGGCUACCCUUGAUCCACCAACACGGGAUGAAAAUGGAGUAUUAAGGGGGGGAACAUGGUUUGAAAGGACUGGUGCAGUUGGAAUUAAUGGAACCCGUUGCUAUCCCAUGGGUUCCACAACCCAACGCACACGCGCAAUGUGGAGUCCCCACUGGUUUGGCAAAUUACUUGACUUUAUGGAUGAGCAACUAGCUUUUAGAAAGAGGUUCAUCAAGCUACAUGCUGAAAUCGGCGCCCUCGCAAUGAAGAUUUGUCUUCCAAACCACGUACAAGACCUCUAUCAACGCUACACAUCUGCAGCCAACAUACCAAGACUAGGAGUUGAUGACAACUAUUAUUUUCAAGCAUUACAGCUGAAUAUUUCACCUGCAAUACCUUGGGAGAGGCAUUUUGUUAUAGAUACCUCCCUGGUGGGGAUGGGGGUUUUUGGGCAAAUGCAUGGUCACCGUGACACUGGAGACGAUGCUGCAGGUUAUACCUGCAUGAUGUCCAACACCAAUGUCCCAGAAGGUGGUGGAACUGAAAUGGGGAGAUUCUUCGUUCUGAACAAUCUCAUUUAUGUGAAGAUGGUUCGCUUUAGCUUGCCCAUAUUCAAUGGGCUCUUCUUGCAUGGGGGCUCACCAAUCAUUCUUGGACGUGGCAUUGAGUUGAAAAAAAACUUGUAUCGGAUCAACGCCGUUCUAUAUUCACCACGUUUCAUGCUUUCUGGAGCUGGUCAAUACUCUAUCGGGUUCGCCAAGGCGACAUCAUUGCUAAAACUGAGAAAAUCUAGCACCAAUAAAGGGACGAUAACAAGGGAGGCUAACUUUGUCCGAGACGGUAUUAUCCUUAUGGAACCUAAGUCAUUGUUCAACUUUGUCAUCUGGGGCCUACUUCAAAUUUCUGCCUAUAUUGUUCGUCAGCUUCCAUUGCCUAUGGGUGUACGAAUAGACCAGGCAAAGUUUACGUCUGCAUUCACCAUGCAAGACAAUAUGACAACCAUCACUGCUGAACCUUGGCCUGAAGCUCCAGAUGGUUCGGUCUCUGAUCCCAUUUUACCAGGGGAGAUUGAGGUUGAUGGGAUGGAUCCAUCUGUCAAAGCAGCUCAUAUUCGCAAAAAAAUCCACAUGGAAUGGAUUGACCACAAAGCCAAUAUGGCCAGCUUUAUACCAUCCCAGUGGGGCCACGUUAAGGACUACACAGAUACGACAAGUCAAGAUACAGAAGUUGAUAGGCCAAAACAUGUGGGUGGUGGCAUCAGCAGGAAAAACAAGAAUGAAGGUCAAAACCGGGAGAGGGAGCUUCAACAUUGUUACUGA
This is a messenger RNA of Laccaria bicolor S238N-H82, 1752 nucleotides long. RefSeq lists its product as uncharacterized. The coding region runs from base 1 to 1752 and encodes 583 amino acids. The transcript is spliced from 11 exons. The record is from RefSeq and is a predicted model, not a curated record. Lineage: Eukaryota; Fungi; Basidiomycota; Agaricomycetes; Agaricales; Hydnangiaceae.